Molecule: messenger RNA, 6468 nt
Organism: Cynoglossus semilaevis (tongue sole)
Lineage: Eukaryota; Metazoa; Chordata; Actinopteri; Pleuronectiformes; Cynoglossidae
Gene: abhd17aa
Product: abhydrolase domain containing 17A, depalmitoylase a
Exons: 6
Coding region: 1511-2599 (362 amino acids)
Biological process (GO): protein depalmitoylation; regulation of postsynapse organization
Cellular component (GO): endosome membrane; plasma membrane
Molecular function (GO): palmitoyl-(protein) hydrolase activity
Source: RefSeq, a predicted model, not a curated record
CUCACCUGUCUCUUCCCUCUGCGCGUCGCCGUAGCAGCAUCACCGUUUUACCCAGCGCGUCUAAAAACGCCCAACCAACUACAAAAACGUCUCUGUUUCUGCCCCUGGAGAAAAACAGUCGGUGUUCCGUAGGUGUAAACAAGAACCUAUCCGGGGUUUCUGUGAUCCAGCUCACGUUCUCUCCCCCGACAGCAGUGGGUAAAGGAGCCUGGAAACCCUCCUGCAGUUGCGUAUGCUGUACGAAGUCUUGUGCACCAGGCAGAGGAGCCGGUCAGUUGUCUGCACUUGGUUGAGCCACGGCUGUGGAGCCACUGUAGUCAGCAGAAUGUAAUCUCCUUUUUGAAUUUACAGAGGCGAGGUGAAAUGUCCACGCAGAGCAGGCACAGUGACAGCAGGGGCCCAUAAUUCACAGCCCCUGAAACCCGGUCCUGCAGUGGAUCUGUGAUGAAUGGAGUCUCUCUCUCUCUCUCGCUCGCUCUCUCCUCUCUCUCCCCCAUCAGACACACACACACACACAGAUACACAGGUUACCACGUAUUUCUGUUAGGACAUUUCUACGACUGCUGUGUAGUUCAUCUGAACCAAUUAACUAAUUAAUUAGUCAAACUAACGGUCACUUUAAGGGCAUUGACAGCUGCGUUAAACUUCAUUAGGACCAUUUAAAACCGCCGUCAUCGGGCUGUCACUGAAGUCUCCCCAUAUACAUACAUAUUUUGUAUUAAUUAUUUAAAUUGUUAUAUAUAUACACAUAUAUUAAUUACAAUAUUAUUUAAAAUGCAUAUAUGGUAGUACUUCAAUUACAAACUGAUAGAGAGGCAAAGCAGGGCUGCCUGUACAAAAUGUUGGAUUUAUAUUAAAGUGUAUAUGAUAAAACGGAGUAUUAUAAACAAUAUGAAGUCCAAUGUCACAAAUGUCCAAUGGACAGAUGGGGGAGUCGGGGGGGGAGGGUUAAAGUGGUCUUAUUACCUGUGGAAAUUCUGCUUGGAUACUGCAUCAUGUAACUGCAGUGGUUUUUAAUUUUUUUUAAAUGUAUUGAAAUUGUUUAGAUGAAGCUCCAUCACUGACAUUCCGAAUAAACCCAAUUAAAAUAGAAAAUAGGACAUCUUAAAUGUCUAUCUCUACAAUUACUAUUAGACCCUUAUUUUUAUUUCAUUUUAUUUUACUUUAUUUUUAAAAAACAAAACAAUGGUAUUUCUGUUAGUUUUGAAAGGGAACAUGCGCUUACAUCAUUUCCGGCUCCAGUCGUACUGUAGUAGGAAAAAACUGGCUGCUGUUAAUUUCGGCUAGCUAGUCUCGACAGCUGUCAGUACACAUAAGGUAAAUUAUCCAUGUCAAGGCACAAGACGGAUUUUCCAGGACCCAGACUGCAUCGGUGUACCUAUAGUGUCACACCAGCCUGUCCACCGGCACACUGUGAAUCCCUCCAGCUGGCUCAGUGACUACACUACACCACUUUGGCACCACUGUGUGCCAGCUCUGUUUUAGACCUAGUCAUUUCUGAAUACAGAAGAUGAACGGUCUGUCCAUACGAGAACUAUGCUGCCUUUUCUGCUGCCCCCCUUGCCCCAGUCGCAUCGCAGCCAAGCUGGCGUUCCUCCCUCCGGAGCCCACCUACGCCCUCCUUCCUGACCCAGAUCCAGUUUCUGGAGCAGGAACCACCUCUGGGUCCGGCUCCGGAACUGCUCUUCCAUCUCUGGGAGCACCGGGGCUGCGUUCCCGGCUAGGUGCUGGGAGUGGAAGUGAUAGAGGAGGUGGAGGAGGAGGAGGUGGCGGAGGAGGAGGAGGAGGAGGAGGUGGAGGCAGCAGCGGCGGCAGCAGUAGUGGUGGUGGUGGAGCAACUGGCAGCGCAAGUGAAGGCAGGUGGAAAUUGCAUCUCACCGAGAGAGCAGAGUUCCAGUAUUCACAAAGGGAACUGGACGUGACGGAUGUGUUCCUGACUAGGUCCAAUCGAGGGAACCGGGUGGGCUGCAUGUACAUUCGCUGUGCUCCAAAUGCUAGGUUUACUGUACUCUUUUCCCACGGCAAUGCAGUCGACCUGGGCCAGAUGAGCAGCUUCUAUAUUGGCUUAGGCACACGCAUCAACUGCAACAUUUUCUCCUAUGAUUACUCAGGCUACGGUGUUAGCACUGGCAAGCCGUCUGAAAAAAACCUAUACGCUGACAUUGAUGCCGCCUGGCACGCCCUGCGCUCUCGGUACGGCAUCAGCCCUGAGAACAUAAUCCUGUAUGGACAGAGUAUCGGUACAGUCCCCACAGUGGACUUGGCUUCACGUUUCGAGUGUGCUGCGGUGGUCCUUCACUCUCCCCUCACCUCUGGAAUGAGAGUGGCAUUCCCUGACACCAAGAAAACAUACUGCUUUGACGCCUUCCCUAACAUCGAGAAGGUGUCAAAGAUCCCGUCUCCAGUGCUCAUCAUCCACGGUACAGAGGACGAGGUGAUUGACUUCUCUCACGGCCUGGCCCUGUUUGAGCGCUGCCCUAAGGCUGUGGAGCCCCUGUGGGUGGAGGGGGCCGGUCACAACGACAUUGAGCUUUACAGUCAGUACCUGGAGAGGCUACGGCGCUUCAUCAACCAGGACCUUGCUGCACAGCAUGCCUGAGAAACAAACAGCAGCUCCUCUGCAUCGGAAUGAAUGAGAACGUGUGUGAGAGAGACGGAGGGUAUCAUCGUGUAGACCUUUAAAAAAAAAAGAAAAGAAAAGGGAUGUGUGAUUUUUUUUUUUCCCCCACAUCUGUGCAUCUUUGAAGGAGCACACCUGAAGGUUAAUAUCAACAUAGCAUCUCUCUUCUGAUUCUCAUUUUAAAGGUGAGACUGUUCUACUGUUGUUUUUUUUAAGCUAUUAUCAUCCUUCAUCCAUCUGUUUGGUGUCCUAUGAUGGAAGUUCUAAAACAAAAACUUAGCUAUAAAAGGAAACUACCAUUUUUUUUUUUUUUAAACAUGGGAAGAAUUGUUAGUCGCAGCUUUAAACUCUACGUUUACUCGCAUGAGUUAAGAAGGAAGUAUAAUAUGUCCAAAAGAAGCUGACAGGUGUAACUUUUAGUGUGAAUACAUGUGAGUGGAUGACUGUCUACCCAUAUCUCCAUGGACACCUGAGUGCUGCGCAUGUAUGGGAAUGUGACGCAGUGCUGGAAGACCUGGACGUCCUGAUGGACGAGAGAAAUGGAGACGACUUAUCAACCUUGGUGUUUAAUAGUGUUUUUAAACUAAUGAAUGAAUGAAGAAUACCUCCACAGCUGGACCAGUUCUCUCUGCAGUGGACAAACACUGGUCAAGCAUGUGAACCCAGCCCCUCUUCAUCCUCCUCCUCCUACUCCCUGUUCACCAGUUAAUGGACAACCAUUUGACUGCCAGGGCAUUUUAGAGUUAUUACCUAGCUAACACUAACCUACUUUUUUGGGGGCGUUUUUUUGUGUUUUUCAUGAGGGUCCAGCAUCUGCUGUCUGCAGCAGAUCUACAAAGAUGAGUCUGGAAUACUGGUGUAGCUUGUACGGCUUUAGGUAUCCGAAUGUUUUCUCCUUUUUUUUUUGUUUUUAGACAAUUGGCCAGCUUCUGUUGCUUUGCUUUUACAGUGGUAAUGAAAAACUAUAUUUAUAUAUUUCUUGGGCAUUCUCCGCCCCCAACACUCCAUAUCCUAAGCAGCAGUGGUUGAAGUGAAAACGAGGCCUCAGUCUGAGCCACACUGAGGAUGUCUGCAGUUACGUGGCUGUUUUUUUUUUUUAGGCUCAAGGGGGAAACGACUAUAGAAGCGGAGGCUUAUGUCAUAUUGGAGGUGUUUACUUUGAACAGAAGGCAGUAAUCCUUCAGGGUUCACUGAAGUGUAACGUUUAAAGGCUGGACAGAGUCUGCUGACAUAAUAACAGCUGACGUAAAUCACUUUUAAAGGAGCCGGUUGACAUUUUGAAGAGUUAACUUGUUUACCUUUUCAUUAGGUGGUAGAUGAGAAGAAUUAGAACACAAGUGCCAGCAGUCAUGAUCAUCAUCUGGUGUGUUGUUGUUUUUUACCUCUGGAAAAAAAGAAAGAAAAGUCAGGCUACUUGUUUCCCCAUUGUUUCCUGCACUAAUACUAACCUAAGAAGACACGCUGCUAGCUUUUUAUUUAUUUCACCAUUUUAUCAAUGUUUUUCUUGAAGCCUCUGCAAAAAAAAAAAAAAUGGACACAAGCUAAUUUUUAAAUUGCUGAGCUACUCUUAUACAUUUAAAAUGUGGUAAUUAGUUAUGUAAAUACGUGAUUGUUUUUUAAUUAGUUGGACAGCACACCAAACAGAGAUUUUUUUACAUUACAAGUACAUUAUGCAGGAAUUUUUCAUGCAGGAAAAAGUAAUAUGAUUAGCUGUCAAGAUUAGCAUGGCCAGCUAGUUCUAAGAAAUGCACUGUGUGAUAGACAGACCUCUAGUAACACUGUGACCAAACAAUUAUUAACCACUAAUUUGACAUGAUUUUAUCCUCGAGCAGCAAAAAAUACUUUAAAAUAUUUCUACCUGUGACCUCUGCAUCUUCUUGUGCAUUCAUUGGUUGGUCUGAGCUGCAUUAUCGCCACCUGCAGGGUCGUUUUGCUUCAAGUAAAUGUUUCUAUCAAGUUCCUAAAGAAAGGAAAAAAACACACAGAUGAGACUAUGCAGUGGCCCGCAGGUCUGACCAGUGUCACUACUUGUGUAUAAUUCUGUUUCCUUCUUGAAGGAAAUUCCUGCAUACUCUACUUUUAAUGGUUUCCAAGGGAGAGCAGCUGUUCAUUUGAGCAGUCUGCGUUCAGAAUAAAUAUCCUUCAUCAAAAUCAUUCUAAUUAAUGUGUAGUCUUACGGCCUCAUUUGUUUUCACAGUCCUGCUCCAGUGUCAUUCAUCACUGGGCCUGGACUGUUCUGGCUUCCUGCUCAAUUUCAGCCCAGCACAUUUUUCUACUUCUAACGUGCUUGUCUUGUCGAUGUAAUUAAUCUGAACGUGUUUGUCGUAGUGUAGAGCCAUGGACUGUUUUUCUCAGAAACGUGUGUUGAUGUUCAUAAACAAAUGAUGUGAUUCUGACCGGGUGCCAGGACGGGAUGAUGCGUCUACUCCAGCUCUGUUUUUUAAACCUCUGCGGCCCCAAAUGUAGGAGCUCUCUUAUGGAUGGAGGCAGGUGUCCGCGCCUGACACAAGCCAUAUUUGAGCCUCUCACUGUCAGUGUGGUGCAGGUUCCACCACACAAAUACCCCCCCACACACACACACGCACACACACAGUGAAACACUACAUGUAUACCCGUACUGUACUUAACAGUAUAUUUACACAUUUAUAUAUAUGUAUAUGUAUCAGAUCAAGCAUGGCAAAGCAGGUCUUAAGUUCAGCACUAUUGUACAAAGCAUCUAAAUUGUAAUAAGGGUGUAAAAUUUUUGUUAGUCAUCAUACUCACGGUCGACUGUCUUCGACAGACCAGCAUUUAGGAUCCAACCUCCCAUUUGAAUAAGUACGUAACGCCUCUUGUGUUUUUGCCUAAAAAAAAAAGUUUUGUUUUUUUUUUUCUUCCAAGUUUCAGGUCUGCGCAAAGGCGUCUGCACUCCAGACCCAUCAUGUUCAAUGAUACUUACUGUGUUUAUACCUGAUUGACUCCAUUUUGGGAGUACACACGUGGCUCGUGGUCGAGUGGUAGAAAGUUUAGGGAACACCACUUGUUCGCUCGCCGUCAUCGUUCUGAACAGGGAACCUUGCCAUUCUCCUCCUUUGCUUUGAAGCCUAUAUGAAAAUGUAAAUAAUGGAAACCUGUUACCAAGUCGAUCCAGGGAUCUGAGCUCUCAGACGAAGCUGGAGACAGUAGAAGUUUUUUUUCCUGAAAUAUACAAGUAGGCCUCAGUUUAGGUUUUUCUCUUUUUUAUUUUCUAGUCAGUUUGUGAUAUCAGGGAAACCACUGGAUCCACUUUUUCAUUCACGGGGUUUUGGUUCCAGAAAUAUGGUGAAAAGUAAAAACCUUUUUAUUGAUGCACCACUAUGGUUAGACGUACAUUAGUAUCCUCUGGCCCUGAAUGUUUAUCGAUGCGGGGGUCGGGGUGUGAAACAGUGAAACUGUAUGCAUGUUUAUUGUGUUUUGCGGAGAAAAUGACAGGGCGAGACGUGAUCUCUGUUGUGUAUUUUGUGUGAGGAUAAAGCCGAACUCAUAGCAUAUGAACAUUGAAGCGCUUUAAAAAAUUUAAAUAAAGUAAAACACAGGAUGUUCAGUUGAUUUUUGUUUUCCUUUUUUAAACGCUGAUACUAACUGAUGUAUUGUUAUGAGAUUUGUGCUAGAGUUUGAGUGGGCAGGUGGGGGGGUCGGGUGGGGGGUAUAUCAUAUUAGUGGGCCGUUUGUAUGGUUACUGUACUUACCUAUUCUAUUCUUUGUAUUAUGAUUUGUAAUUUUAUGUUGCUUUUUGAACUAAGAAUAUGAUGUAUUGAAAUAAAUUCAUGGGACUGAAUCUUGACCUUUUUAUGGACAACAAAAUAAUAAAAAAAACACUUAUGUACGAA